AUCCCACCUCCCACCAUGGAGCUGAACCAGACAGCCCCACCUCCCUCAUCUCCCGUGAUGGGCACUGAAGGAGACGAUCCCUGCGGGAUCAAUGUCACCGAUGUGGCCAUAGGAGCUGUCACACUGCUCAUCUGCCUCUGUGGGCUGGCUGGGAACGGGGCUGUGCUCUGGCUCCUCGGAUUCCACAUCCGCAGGAACCCCAUCACCGUCUACAUCCUGAACCUGGCCGUCGCUGACUUCACCUUCCUCCUCUUCAUGGUCCCCUCCUCCCUGCUCUACCUCCUGGAGGAUGUGUCCUGCUUCACUGUCGUGUCCCUGAAGUACCUGAGGUCCCUUUUCCUGCUGUCCCUGUUCUCCUACAACAUGGGGCUGUACCUGCUGACAGCCAUCAGCCUCGAGAGGUGUGGCUCGAUUCUCUUCCCCCUCUGGUACCGCUGCCACCGUCCCGAGCGCCAGUCAGGGGUGGUGUGUGUCCUGCUCUGGGCACUCUCCAUUGCUGUCAUGGUCAUGGUGACCUCCCUGUGCCUGUCACACGAGCACGAGCACUGCCGGGUGUCUCUCAUCUCCAUGUAUGCCCUCAGCUUCCUCAUCUUUGCUCCACCCAUGGUCAUCUCCAACGUGAUCCUCUUCAUCAAGGUCCUGUGUGGCUCCAAGAGACGUCAGCCUAAGAGGCUCUACAUCGUUAUCUUCCUCACUGUGCUCUUCUUCCUCAUCUUUGGAGUGCCCCUCAGCCUCUGGAAUUUCCUGCAGCAGCUCGGUUACAUCGCUGUGUCCUCUCAGCUGGUUUUCCUGCUCGCCUGCAUCAACAGCAGCAUCAACCCCUUCGUCUACUUCCUGGUGGGGAGCUGCUGGAGGCGCUGCUCCAUUGUGUCCCUCCAGGUUGCCUUCCGGAGGGUCUUUGAGGAGACAAGGAUCACCACAAUCUCCAGCUGAGAGGCCACUGUGGUCCCACGGGCCGUGCUGCCCACGCCAGCUUCGUGCUCAGCUGCCCACCCUUGCUCCCAGCCAGGCCUGCAGGUCACCUUCCUACAGCGGUGUGUCAGGAUGCAUCCCAUAAUUUUCCCAUCCCUUUUCUCAUCCCACUGAUCUAUGUUGUUGUGUCUAUCCCUAUCCCUAUCCCUAUCCCUAUCCCUAUCCCUAUCCUACAGCCCUAGCCCCAUCCCUAUCCCUAUCCC
Corvus hawaiiensis (hawaiian crow) is the source of this 1175-nucleotide messenger RNA. Its product is annotated as mas-related G-protein coupled receptor member H-like. The record is from RefSeq and is a predicted model, not a curated record. The transcript has a single exon. Gene Ontology annotation, biological process: G protein-coupled receptor signaling pathway. NCBI's taxonomy places the organism in Eukaryota, Metazoa, Chordata, Aves, Passeriformes, Corvidae. Bases 16 to 933 code for a protein of 305 amino acids. Gene Ontology annotation, cellular component: membrane. Gene Ontology annotation, molecular function: G protein-coupled receptor activity.